AUGCCACCAAUAUUUAGCCGACUUCGCACCGCCCUCUCUCGACGGGAUAAAGCGUUGUCUUUCUCCGUCGGAUCGAAGGAAUCGAUAUGGAAACGACUUCCUGACAAUGCAUUGAUCAGAUUGGUCUCACUAUGUGAGCUAGAUGACAUUGCGUCGCUAGCAUUGACAUGUCGUUUGUUACACCGGCGGAUCUUUAAGAAUGAAUUGGCUAUAUCGCAUGCAUACAUGAACCUCCACCGACGAGAAACCUUUGGUUUCAGAAACGAUACAAUUCUCUCGCCAGGCGAUGAUUUGACCUUCAUAUCGGAACUAUUCCCACCACCUCCACCUCAUUAUGCCAUCGGUGACAGUCACGACGAUGCCGAUUAUUCUUUCGCCUAUCUAUCUGAUCUAAAACGGUGCUGGACAACCUGUAUACAGCUGUCAUAUCAUUUGGCCGAUCAUGCAGUUCGGCAUCAUCUCGACACGGACCCCAUUGCUCGACUGCUUUGGACUUCUUCGAAAACCGAGAAAGAAGUUGUAUACAGUAGAGCCGUGGCGACACUUCACUCUAAACUUCUCUAUCCAAUGGCGUACGCCAUCUUCUUCCUCGAGUCGUGUGCAGCAGAUGCUCAUAGUUCAGACUCCUCGGUCCAGAUCACCAAUCUUUUCAAGUUAAUUGAAGAUCAGAAGUCCAUUCUUCAAUCAUCACCGUUUACGAAUACUCAAACUCUUCUUUCGACCCAGCACUGCCUGGAACUUCUUUGUGCGACUGUCCGUCGACUCAUGCACCCCGAAUUCCCUUAUUCAUCCUCCGAAAGCUGGGUCAGUCUGCUCCUUAUGACAUCUACUUUGGAACGAAUACUUCAGUUCUUCAUCGCGGUUGCGCACGAUGAAGAGAAAAGAGAGUCUCCAUCUCGUACCUCGAGCUGGUCACGUCGUAGAGAGUUUAUGUGGCAGAUGCGUGAUGAUCUAGGCCAUUAUGUGGCUAGUUCAGCCUUAACUUCCAAUCGGGUCUCUCACGCUCCUCUGGCUCUUGAGAACGUCUGGUUCGGAGCUUGUCAUCACGAAAUGCUUCGUCGAGGGGGCGUCCCGCAUAAGACUGAGGAGCCUGUUCCGGUCCUCCAUGGGUCGGCGAUAAAACUACAUUGUAAAUACUGUUACAUCGAGGAAUAG
Molecule: messenger RNA, 1155 nt
Organism: Penicillium odoratum
Lineage: Eukaryota; Fungi; Ascomycota; Eurotiomycetes; Eurotiales; Aspergillaceae
Exons: 2
Coding region: 1-1155 (384 amino acids)
Molecular function (GO): protein binding
Source: RefSeq, a predicted model, not a curated record